This is a messenger RNA of Arabis nemorensis, 495 nucleotides long. NCBI's taxonomy places the organism in Eukaryota, Viridiplantae, Streptophyta, Magnoliopsida, Brassicales, Brassicaceae. The record is from the annotation of a GenBank genome assembly.
AUGGUCAGCCAGGCUAUCCCCAAACGCAGCAACCUAGUACUAAGCAUUAUGGGAUGCAAAAAAGUCCAGUCCAGCAAGGAUAUAGGCCUCCUCAGCCUGCAUCAGCAGCUUUUCCUUGGUGAUGUGCCUUACCAAGGUGCAACUCUAGUAGCUGCAACAUAUAUGGUAGCACCAACAUGGUUCCUCAAGAACAAUAUGGCUCCACGUCAAGCGGUGGGCCUGUAUAACAGCAAACAUACCCUUCCUACAGCUCGGCUCCACCAUCUCAUGGUUACAACAAUGGAACUCAACCACAUGCCGCUGGUCCAGCUUACCAGCGGUAAAGUGUUUAGCCAGCUUCUUCUACUCAUGAUCAGUCUAGUGCACAGCAAGCUGCAGCAACUGGAUAUGGCGGGCAAGUACCUCCAACUAUUGGCAUCUCCUCCCCUCUUGCUGGCUCGUAAACGUCCUCAGUAUUCUCGAGUAGAGCUGCGUCGGAGGCUAGCCUAUGCAUAG